AUGGAUGUCAGAUCCAUAUUUCGUAAUACAGAACAACUGUAUGGCGAGCAACCGCAACAAAUGAAGUACGCGGCGUCUAGGAAUUUGUUCCAGACGAAAAUGACUAUGGGAUCUUCUGUUAGGGACCACGUCCUCAAAAUGAUCGCCUAUGUCAAUGAGCUUGAACUUUUGAACACAGGCCUAGAUGCAAAUAGAUAUACAAAUAUCAUUCUGCAGUCCUUAACACCAGCCUACUCCCGAUUCAUAUCACAGUUCUUGAUGAAGGAUCUGGAGCCCACUCUUCCUGCCUUGCUUAAUUUGUUAAGACAAGAGGAGAGUUCUAUGAAAAAGGGACAAACACCAGCCUUGGUUAUAGGAAAAUCUUUUUCCACUUCUAGCAAACUGGUUGCCAAGAAAAAGGGAAUGAAGAAAACUAUUAAACCAAAGAAAGGUGUUAAGAAGGGUGUCAAGAAGGACAAAGGGAAGGCAAAAAUGAUGACUGCAGAAUGCUUCCAUUGUCACAAGUCAGGACACUAG
Molecule: messenger RNA, 516 nt
Organism: Asparagus officinalis (garden asparagus)
Lineage: Eukaryota; Viridiplantae; Streptophyta; Magnoliopsida; Asparagales; Asparagaceae
Exons: 1
Coding region: 1-516 (171 amino acids)
Source: RefSeq, a predicted model, not a curated record